CUCUCUCAUCCUCUCUUCUAGUGUGUGUGUAUACUGUAUGUGUGUGUAUAAAAGGCUCUCUCUCCAUGCUUUCACUUCACUCUCAGCUCUCCAUUGGUUUGCAGAGAGGAUAGGCACAAGACUGAAAAGAGAGGAAGGGGAUACGACCAUAGGAGAUCCCUGUGUUACAGUCAGUGGGAGACAUUUCUCUGACCUUCUUUCACUUUCUCCCCCCUCUCCCCAAUGUGUUUUGGGGUUCCCUUCUUUCGUUCUUCUUCUUCUUCUUCUUCUUCUUCUUCUUCUUCUUCUUCUUAAGCGUCUACGCAUUGUUGGACCGUGGCAUCGAUGCAAAAUGGGUUGUGGCAAUUCCGCAGGCACCAACACGGCAGGAGGGGGGCCAGCAGACGUGUCAAAAGAUGUGACAGAAGAUCUCCCGGUAGACGAUGAGAAAAGAAGGAACUAUGGUGGCGUUUACGUAGGCAUACCAGCAGAAAUGGCCGAUGUGGCCGCCAGCCAGUCAAAGACCCCAUGAAAAGGAUCGUGCAUUUUCAUCCUCCCAGAGAAAGACUUACCUUACAAGCAGAGAGCAUGUAAGUGCUCCUGCUCAGACUCCUCACGCACUGAGUGUUCAGGCUUUAACACUGUCAUUAAGCGAAUAUGUGGACAGCUUUCCCGGUAUCUGAGUACGCUGCUUCAUGGGGUCAUGGGGGCCACAGCGACGCCGGGAUGAACAGUGAAAGUGUACAUACGCCAUCCAUCAUCACCCUUCAGUUUGUGAAUAAAAAGAUGUACAUUGAAAUGGACGAGCACCCACUCAACGGGAUUUGUGACAGCCGGCUUGGCUCCUCGGUCACAUCACUGGAACUUUCUCUUUCUUUCUCAGGAGGAGACGGGGGACUACACUCACUAACUGUCUGAGACACACACAUACCGAAAGCCCUCUGCAAUAAUAAUCACUUCUCAGUAACGUCUCUAGAAGCCAUCAAUGAUUCAUUCUGUGAACAGAGAGUACGAGACACAUUCCUGCUACUACGUCACAGAAAAUAAAUUGCAUUGAUUUCAAUCAGGGACCUGAGGCAACAGGAGUCUGGAAAACUGAUUUAGCUGAUUCUGAUUCUAAAUGCUUAAGUUAAAUUUAAAUGUAUUCACUCAAUGCCCCCUUAUGUUCUGGGUGCAUCAACAAGGUCGUACCUGUUGUCAUCACUUACUGUAGCUUCUUCCCCAGACUGAUUAUGUAACAUCGGCAUAUGACUCACUACCAUCUAUUCACUCUCACAUUCAUUUUUAUUAUGCUUUAUCAGCAUGAAUGUGAGGUGUACAAGCAUCAAGGAUCCUACUGUUCAAUAGUGGAAUGAGAAAAACAUGUUAUUAAGUUAUCCAAAAUAUAUAAAAAGUGUGUGUGUGUGUGUGUGUGUGUGUGUGUGUGUGUGUGUGUGUGUGUGUGUGUGUAACCAGGGUCAAACUCUCUCGCGUUCUCUCUCUUUCUGCAGUAUCUUCAUUUUUCCGCUGAAGAGCUCAGAUUCUUCACACAGCUCUUACAAUAUGUAUCAUAAGCAGAAUAGUUACACAGUUUCCUAUCAUCUCACAACAUAACGUAUGAUCCAGUGAGUAGGAGAAAAACAAGUUAUUAAAUUACGUUCAAAGGAAACGUCGAAGUCAUUUCUUCUUAAAGUUUAUCGACAUUGAUCUGUAAGUGAUUUAUUGCAAUCUAUUUUAUACGUCAUUCAUCACACAAUAUGUGAAUAUUAUUCGUCUGUGUAUAAUCCUUGAAGGACAAAGCUGGUACUGUGCUGUAUUUCUUUUUGUAUUGUCAUGAAAUCCAAUGAAAAGACUCAAACUAAUUAAUCUUGUGGCCUUCAGUAGUUGGUAGAGUAGUUUGGUUGUCAUGGAGAUAAGUAUGAAAUUGUGGUCACAUAAUAGCAGUUAGGUUUCAAUUGUCAUAUAUAAUAAUCAAACUGGUACUUCAAAAGCCGAGAAUUAACCUUCAAGCUCAACAAUGUAAGAGUCCAUCUCAUCACCAAGGUCUUUGUAUCCUACUGAAAAUGAAAAUGUCCUAAAACAUCUCACAAACACAAUUUCAUUUUUUACAUAGGCUCAGUUAUUUCCUAAAACCUGCACUAGUUUCUUAGUAAAUGUUACUUUAACAGCAGUGAAUAGUGCAUUUUGGUGGCUAUACCGGCUUCAAAAUAAAACAUAUUUGGGGAUUAUUUUCGGCAACAGUACAGUGUAUGUGGGACUGAAAAUAUUGCCAACGUUCAUCACAAUGAAGGAACAUGUCACCAUUCAAUACGCUGUGACUCAUUCUGUUUCCAAACAACAAUGGAGGACCGUGGUACGGAGGAAGAAGCUAUAUCAGGCUAAUGUUGUCUAUAUUUAGUAGGAUGAAUUCAAUGUUGUUGUAUUGGGGGGGGUAUAUGGGAUCAACAAUGAGACACUUAUAGAAUAUCGCCAGCACAGUGUCCACAUAAAACACAUUACAGCUGGGUGGGCAUUUGGAGCCAAGGUCAUUUGUCAACCGGGCUCUUGACAUCUCUCCUUUCUAAUGAAUGUACAACAUCCUCCACUCACCGUGACCAUAGAGAUUCAAGAGAUGUUCUCUCUGUGUUAUACAAAACGCUUUAAUUGCCUGUGCUCGGAGCCUCGACUGCCUGGACUAACAUACAAAAAUAGGGACUUAUUUCACCAUGCCAGAACACCAGCUUACUGUUUACUGUUCGUGUCAGUUUUUGUCAGAAUGACGCCCACUAGCUGCGGAUUUGUGUCGCCACAUAAUACCAAGGGAUUUUGUGUCGUGCAUUUUAAUUGUAAGCCUUUUUUUUUUGCUUGAAUUUUGCAGUGUUUUCACUGUUUACAUAGUGUAUGGUGAGACAUUAUAUACUGCAGAUACAAAGAGCUGCUUAAUGCACAGUGUAGUUCACAGCAUAUAAUAUAAAUAGCUACAGUAUGCCUACAACACCACAGCUAAAAGUUAAUGUAGAACCGGGCCAGAGAGUACAUUUUUGGUGUCCCUUUUCCUUUAUGUCUACAUUUCCUCUCUGCUGCUGCCUCAUUUUUCCUACCAGAGGCUUUUGGCUUUUAUAACAUGUCGUGCUGCCUGUCUCUGCCUCUUUUAUCAUCUUCUCUGUGCCCUUUAUGGUUGUUCCUCCUUUGUAUGAUGGAUUUAUUUGCCUUUGCCCUAUUCAAUAAAUCUUACAAGGACAAGAGGGCAGAAAGUGGAUGAAUAACAAAAUCACAAUGUUGGAUAGUUGUAAAAAGCUGUACAACACAGCAUGUCUUUUGAGGUUGGUCGUGACUCCCAAAAGUAACAUGUUUUAAAGGAA
Notothenia coriiceps (black rockcod) is the source of this 3299-nucleotide messenger RNA. RefSeq lists its product as uncharacterized. The record is from RefSeq and is a predicted model, not a curated record. The transcript is spliced from 5 exons. The coding region runs from base 38 to 511 and encodes 157 amino acids. Lineage: Eukaryota; Metazoa; Chordata; Actinopteri; Perciformes; Nototheniidae.